AUGUACGACUAUAACGAUGAUGAUAAAGAUACAGACGAGGAAGAAGAACAAGAAGAACAAGAUGGAAUCAUAUUAAAUUCAAUCAAUGUCACUGCUGGUGAUGAUCAAGAUAAUGAUACUGAUGCAAUGUUGUUACACCAUUCAUCAUCACUACUUGAUCAAGAGGAAGAAGAAAAAGAAAAAGAAAAAGAGGAAGAAGAAAUUGGUUUAAAUCAAAAAAAGAAUAAUAAUAAUAAUACAACAACAACAAAUAUUGAUACGAAUAAUAAUAAUAAGACACCAUGGUGGUGUUAUGUUGUUUUAUUAUUUGCAUUGUUGGCAAUGUCGUCAUCUGGAUCGGCACUGUCAAAGAUUGAUGCACCACCACUACUCAAGGCUAGUUGGAGAUUACAAUCGACUAGCAUCAUUCUGUUUUUUGGCUUUCUCUAUGACCUCAAUGCAAUCUAUCCAGUGACCAAUAUCAACCCAUUCACAAUGUUGGCUCGUAAACUCUACCAUCUAUUGGUCAAGCAGUACCACCUACUGGACAAGUACCACGCAAUUGCACUUUUCCUCUUGAAUUGGUCGGGCACACCAAACCAACCGUCACUCGAACAACAACGACUCGAUCAAAAGGAGACAAGAGACAGAUUCUUUUCAAAAAAGACUAUUGGUCUUCUUGGUGCCACUGGUAUCAUUCUCGGACUCCAUUUUGGGUUUUGGGUUAGUUCAUUAUCCACAACAUCACUUUCACAUUCGUUACUAUUUGUAACAUCUUCACCUAUUAUGAUUGUUAUCAUCAUGUUGGUCACUCGUAAACCAAUUUCAAAAUUCGAGGUCAUUGGUUGUAUCAUUGGUUUUGUUGGUUUAAUUGUUACUCUAUUUGAUUCUUUAUUUUUAGAUAAUGAUAAUGAAUCAUCAUCUUCUUCAUCUUCCUCAUCUUCAUCUUCAUCUUCUCUAUCUGAAUCUUUAACAAAGUCACCAACAUUAUACGGUGAUUUAUUAGCAUUAUUGGGAGCAUUUUGUAUAGUUUUUUAUUUAUUUGCAGGAAGUAAUCUUAGAUCAUGGCUGUCACUCUAUCUCUAUGUAUUCCCAGUCACUUUUAUAGGGUCUGUUUUCCUGACCAUAUCAUCACUCAUCUUUGAAGAUGCAUCCGAUUAUGGAGGUGUGUUUGGGUGGUUUAGACCAUCUUUUAUUUGGCUGACUCUUUAUGUAGCAAUCUUCCCAGGUAUCAUUGGUCAUACUGGUAUGAAUGCCAUUAUUAAAUAUAUCGAGCCUGUUGUUAUUUCAGUCACACUUCUUCUGGAGCCACCCAUUGGAACGCUGAUGGGUUGGUCUGUCGGUGUCAGUGAUGUCCCCGGUCUCUUUACAUUCCUCGGUGGUCCCAUUGUCAUCUUUGGUUGUGUUAUGGUGACUCUAGCCAGUUACAAGAGAAACAAAUUAGAGACUGAAAGACAAAAGAAACAACAAUUAGAAGAAGAUAAUCAAAACAACAACAACAACAGUAACGACCAUAUCGAUAUUAUGGACCAACAACAAACCACUACAGUUGUACAAGAACAAAGUAGUGAUUACAUAGCUUUAAAUUCAUUGGAUUCUUUAACUGCCAUUGACUUGGAAAAUAAUCUAAAACUAUUAGAACCACAUGAAGAAGAAUAA
Messenger RNA from Cavenderia fasciculata, 1638 nucleotides. RefSeq lists its product as uncharacterized. The record is from RefSeq and is a predicted model, not a curated record. The transcript is spliced from 2 exons. NCBI's taxonomy places the organism in Eukaryota, Evosea, Eumycetozoa, Acytosteliales, Cavenderiaceae. The coding region runs from base 1 to 1638 and encodes 545 amino acids. Gene Ontology annotation, cellular component: membrane.